Molecule: messenger RNA, 273 nt
Organism: Perkinsus marinus ATCC 50983
Lineage: Eukaryota; Perkinsozoa; Perkinsida; Perkinsidae
Exons: 2
Source: RefSeq, a predicted model, not a curated record
AUGGUGCUAACUGUUAUCCUCUUUGGUAACGAGCUCAUAACAAGCUCGCUUGUUGCCGUUGCUUUCACGUCACUGGUCAUCAGCGAGCUGCUCAAUGUUGCUUCGGAGGUCCAUCCGAAUUGGCAUCCUCUAAUGAUAGUAGCGGAGCUGUUGAGCAUCGUGAUAUAUGUAUACUCCAUAUUCAUACUGCGCUCCAACUUCGACCUGGAUACCAUUUUCUCCAUUGAUUUCUUGUGGAAGGUGGCAGUUAUAACAGCCGUGAGCUGGAUACCG